AUGGGGAGACCUCGAUUGGAUGCAAUUCUCUCUGUCUUUGUCACGGUCCAUCCCCAUGAGCUCCACGCUUUGCUGCACUCUGCUUCCUGUUUCUUCUUCAUAUUGAGCGCUUACUUUGUGGUGCUACCCUUGCGGGACGAAGGCGCCAUUUCGCUCGGAUUGUCGAACCUCCCGUCCUUGUUCAUAGGAUCAUUGGCUCUUACGUUGAUCGCAGCUCCUUUGUCCACGCUCAUCUUCUCACUCCCUAAUUUCUCCAAAACCAAGGCGUUGGUUGUGAUACACAGGUUUUUUAGUGUGUCCCUAGUCGUCUUCUUCUUUCUUUGGCAUUCGUCCUCCGUUGGAGUUGACGUUAUUUCACCAUUGGGAGUCAAGGCUGAAGCUGAUUUGCCCACUGGGUUGGAGGACAGCGCAAAUCCGGGAGGCUGGACUAAGCAUGGCUGGUUUUAUGUUUCCGUGAGAAUUGGAUUAUUUCUUUGGGUUGCUCUACUCAAUCUUAUCACCAUCUCUUCAACCUGGGCCAGGAUAAUUGAUGUGAUGGACAGUGAGUCAGGUUCAAGAUUGUUUGGGUUCAUUGGUGCUGGUGCCACCCUAGGCCAGCUUUUCGGGUCGCUAUUUGCCUCUGGAAUGGCUUGGUUAGGCUCAUUUUUACUUCUAUUUGCUGCGUUCCUGAUGGAACUUGCUGCGCAGUCAUCAAAAGGGAUUGGCAAAGAUGCUUCCCAUUCACCUGAAGAGUUAUCUCCCUUGAGAACGAGUGAUCCUAACCAACAAAGUGAGAAUGGUACAGAGGCAUCACCAACAUCUAGAGUGGCUACUCCAAAGUCACCUCAGUCCAAGAUGAAGCCUCAGAUUUCAGCGAUCUUAGAUGGGCUCUGGCUUAUAUUAUCAUCAACUUAUUUGCAAUACGUGUCUUUGUUCUUAUGGCUGAGUGCAGUUGUCUCGUCUUUUUUCUAUUUUCAGAAAGUGACAGUAAUUGCCUUGACCAUAACAACUUCUAUUGGCAGAAGGCGAAUGUUUGCGCAGAUAAAUAGUUUCAUUGCUGUCUUUAUACUUGCUGGACAACUUACUUUAACGGGACGUAUACUGACUCUGGCUGGGGUCACUAUAGCUAUAUGCUCGGCUCCUGUUGUCGCCUUCUCCAAUUUGAUUGCUGUUGCUGUUUGGCCGAGUUGGAUGGUGGUUGCCAUUUGUGAGACCUUACGGAAGGUGGUUUCCUAUGUAGUGACUAGGCCAGGAAGAGAGCUCCUCUUCACUGUUGUCUCUCAGGAUGAGAAAUACAAAGCUAAGGUCUGCAUAGAUGUAAUUGUCCAGCGGCUUGGGGAUGCUACAGCAGCAGGAAUGUAUCAGUUACUAUUCAGCUUUCUUCAUGGGAAGACAUCAACUGUCUCUUUGUAUGCCUUACCUGUCUGUUUACUGUGGAUAAUCACUGCAUUUCAUUUGGGAAGGCGUCAAGCCCAACUGGCAAAGCUUCAAAUUGGUCAAACUAGCUGA
Molecule: messenger RNA, 1488 nt
Organism: Linum trigynum
Lineage: Eukaryota; Viridiplantae; Streptophyta; Magnoliopsida; Malpighiales; Linaceae
Source: the annotation of a GenBank genome assembly